Messenger RNA from Periconia digitata, 676 nucleotides. Lineage: Eukaryota; Fungi; Ascomycota; Dothideomycetes; Pleosporales; Periconiaceae. The record is from the annotation of a GenBank genome assembly.
AAACUGAUUGUCGCAAACAUGCCACGAUUCAACGAAAUACUGUGCGCUGCUGCGUCUCUGUCAAACAUUUUGUUGACAGUCAACAGCAGCCCACUGCCGAAUGGCUUCACUGCCCGUACCUCUUGUCCUGAUCUGAAUGGGACCUUCUCGAUCGAGCAACUGGGCUUGUAUCCCGAGAAUGUCGACUUUGAUGUCAAUUCGUGCUUACUUUACAUUGGUGUUUUAUUCAAUGCAACACUCGGUAUUCAUGAUCCGUACCAGAGCACUACAGAAAUCAUCUCUUUUCCCGACAUAACUGGCAAUCCUACCUUUCACCUCAGUGGCGUGGCAACCAAUCCUUAUACCAACCUUACAUCUAUUGUUGUGAACGCAGGCGCAGCGUUCGAUUCUGGCGGUCAAAAUAUCGCCGGUACCAACCUUCUCCUGCUCUGGGACCCCGCAACCAAGGAAGAAGUGUACCGGGUCAAUCUUACCGAAACAACCCAAGGCAUAUACGGAGGCUUCCAAGAUGUGGAGUUCGAUAGCGAAGGCAAUGUAUACGUUGUCGGCACUUUUCCGUCGAGUAUCCUCAGGGUGGAAGAUAACGGUGCCAAUGUGAACGAAUGGUUCAAUAGUAACGGGAAUCAUACUGUUACUGGGUUCCAGCGCUCCCAACGUAACGUAAUCGUAACGUAGU